GACCACUACUGUCAAUAGUGGUAAUUUAUGAAACUCGUGGUUAAAAAUUAUUUUUUGUAUUUAUUAAUUACGUAAUCAAUGAUAAUGACCAAAUAUUAAUCAAAUAACAUCUUUGACUGAAACAUUUCGAGUACGGAUACAAAGUGUCAUAAUAAAACAAUCGACAAUUGAUUUUCCAAUGUCAUAGACUUUAUGUCUGCCAAGUUUAUUUUUACCCACAAUUUUUAUAUAUUUGAUAAAAAUAUAAAGAAUACAGCUCUACUAUAAUCGGUGAGAUAGAAAUAUAUGUUUAUUAAAUGUUAUAUUUGUAAUAGAGAGGAGAUUUUGUGGUUGGAAAAUGCCUACUAACAAUCAGUAAUUGGGGUCGAUUACCAGUGCAUGCCGAUUAAUUUUAGUGUAUUGGAAGCUUUAUUUAUUAUACAAACACAAUAGGAACACGCAUGAUAUGGCCGCUUAUGUAAAUCGCACGAUAUCUUAUAUGUCUGGUGACGGACCUCAUAACAGGCCUCCUGUCACAACAGUUUUAACAGAAAGAGGAAAACGAAUACCAUUAGAUAAUUCUCCUUUACAGAUAUUUGUCAAAGCAAAGAAAAAGAUCAAUGAUAUUUUUGGAGAAAUUGAAGAAUAUGUCAAGGAUACUGUUGAUUAUAUGCACGAAAUUGAGAAAGAUGGAAAAAUAGUAAAUGGUGAAAAAGUUAAAGAAACUGAAGAAUUUGUUAAUAAAGUACAUAGUAUAAGAGAUGUAUUGCAAAGAGAUCAUAUGAAAGUAGCUUUCUUUGGAAGAACCUCAAAUGGAAAAAGUUCUGUAAUAAAUGCUAUGCUUAGAGACAAAAUAUUACCAAGCGGAAUUGGACAUACCACCAAUUGUUUUCUACAGGUGGAAGGCGCACCUUCAGAUGAGCCAUACUUAGUCUUAGAGGGCUCAGAUGAACAUUGCGCAGUAGAAUCUGUAGGACAAUUAGCACAUGCAUUGUGUAAAGAAAAACUUAACGAAUCGUCAUUGGUCAAGGUGUUUUGGCCGAAAAAUAGGUGCCUUCUACUUCGCGAUGAUGUUGUAUUCGUGGAUUCACCUGGAGUAGACGUUACCCCAAAUCUUGACGAAUGGAUUGACAAGCAUUGCUUAGAUGCAGAUGUUUUUGUAUUGGUAGCUAAUGCUGAAUCAACUUUAAUGGUGACUGAAAAGAAUUUUUUCCAUAAAGUAUCGACUAAAUUAUCAAAACCAAAUAUAUUCAUUUUGAAUAAUAGAUGGGACGCUUCAGCUACUGAACCAGAAUUUUUAGAUCAGGUGAGGAAACAACAUCAAGAACGAGCAGUAGAUUUUCUAGUAAAAGAAUUGAAAGUAUGUACGCCUAAGGAAGCAGAUGAAAGAAUCUUCUUCAUUUCCGCGAAGGAAGUAUUGCAAGCUAGGAUGUCGGAAGGAAAACCAGUUACAAUACCAUUUACAGAAGGUUUCCAAACUAGAUAUUUUGAAUUUCAAGAUUUUGAAAAGAAAUUCGAAGAGUGCAUCUCCAAAUCGGCCGUAAAAACAAAAUUCGAACAACAUUCUCAAAGAGGAAAAUUUAUAGCGAACGAACUACGAGAUAUAUUAGAAAACAUAUACUCCGAUGCUGUGAGAUUGAAAGAAGAAAAAUUGGCCAAUCGCAAAGAACUUAACGAAAAAAUCAAUUACACCGAACAACAACUGAUGGUGGUCACACAAGAAAUGAAGAAAAAAAUUCAUAGUAUGGUAGAAGACGUUGAACAACGUGUUUCUAAAGCUCUUAGUGAAGAAAUCCGACGUCUCAAUACUCUCGUGGACGAUUUCAAUUUACCUUUCCAUCCUGAACCUUUAGUAUUGAACGUAUAUAAAAAAGAACUUCAUCUUCACGUGGAAACAGGCCUAGGUUCUAAUCUAAGAGCUCGAUUAUCUACAGCACUAGCUCUCAAUAUGGAAGCCAGCCAAAGAGAAAUGACGGAAAGAAUGGAGGCUCUAAUACCAGAAAGUUACAAGACCGUCUCUAAUAUUGUAACACCCAGAAGAGAACCUUUUGAAAUAUUAUACAGAUUGAAUUGUGAUAAUUUGUGUGCGGAUUUCCAAGAGGAUUUAGAAUUCAGAUUUUCAUGGGGAUUAACGAGUCUAAUACAAAAAUACGCCGGUAGCGGUGCGAAUUUCUUGACUCUAAGAAAAAAAAGAGAAAGUCCUGUUAGUCCCCAUAUUCCAUCCACUCCUACGGACGUCGUAGACGGUAGGCUACUCUAUGCUAAUACAAGUUUAGAUGAUUGGUCAUUGUUGUCGCGAUUAGCCAUUAUGGGAGCAUCUUCUCAAGGAACUAUGGGAGGAUUAUUGAUAGGAGGGUUUCUGUUUAAGACCAUCGGUUGGAGAAUAGUAGCUCUGACAGGUGCUAUAUACGGUUGUUUGUAUCUGUACGAACGUUUAACUUGGACAAACAAAGCAAAAGAAAGAUCUUUCAAGAAACAAUACGCUCAACACGCCUCUAAAAAACUCAGGAUGAUCAUCGAUCUAACGUCCGCUAAUUGCAGUCACCAAGUCCAACAAGAAUUGAGUAGCACCUUCGCUAGAUUGUGUCAAGUAGUAGAUGACGCUACUAGUGUUAUGGAUAAACAACUUAAAGAAUUAGAAUCGGAGGUGAAUAGUUUAGAAAACGCGAGCAGUAAGGCUAAAGUAUUGAGAAAUAAGGCGAAUUAUUUAGCGCACGAAUUGGAAUUAUUCGAGAAGGCGUAUCUUAGGAUGAAUCAUUAAAACUAUGUCUACAAUUUUUCGAUUCACUUAAUUUUGUAAUUUGUUUGAGUGUAACGUUAAGGUAAACUAACAUUUAUAAUUAUUUGUUUGCUAGAUGAAAAUUUACCACUUUUUUGUUAUAAUCGGAAUUUCUAACGGA
Molecule: messenger RNA, 2879 nt
Organism: Diorhabda sublineata
Lineage: Eukaryota; Metazoa; Arthropoda; Insecta; Coleoptera; Chrysomelidae
Gene: Marf
Product: transmembrane GTPase Marf
Exons: 11
Coding region: 446-2740 (764 amino acids)
Biological process (GO): mitochondrial fusion; mitochondrion localization
Cellular component (GO): mitochondrial outer membrane
Molecular function (GO): GTPase activity; GTP binding
Source: RefSeq, a predicted model, not a curated record